ACGGCGGCACGUCCCGCCCGUGCGGCCCCGGGGGCGGGCGGCCGCCAUCAGCUGCCGCGGUCCCGCCCCCCGCCCGCAGAGCCCGGCCGGGAUGGCGGCGGCGCGGGGCCGGGUGCUCUGUCUCUUCGACGUGGACGGGACCCUGACGCCGGCCCGGCAGAAAAUCGAGCCGGAGGUGGACGCGUUCCUGAGGGAGCUGCGGGAGAGGGUGCACAUCGGCGUGGUGGGAGGCUCCGACUAUGCCAAGAUAGCCGAGCAGCUGGGGGAAGGGGACGAAGUCAUUGAUAAAUUUGACUACGUCUUCGCAGAGAACGGCACAGUGCAAUACAAGAAUGGGCAGCUGGUCUCCAAACAGGCCAUUCAGGACCACUUGGGGGAGGAGCUGCUGCAGGAUCUGAUCAACUUCUGUCUCAACUACAUGGCGCUGCUGAAGCUGCCCAAGAAACGAGGGACCUUCAUUGAGUUUCGCAAUGGGAUGUUGAACAUCUCCCCCAUUGGUCGCAGCUGCACCCCGGAGGAGCGAAUCGAGUUCUCCGAGCUGGACAAGAAAGAGCGGAUACGGGAGAAGUUUGUGGCAGCCUUGCAGAGGGAAUUUGCUGGCAAAGGGCUGCGUUUCUCCCGAGGUGGCAUGAUCAGCUUUGACGUGUUCCCAGAGGGCUGGGACAAGCGCUACUGCCUCAAUGUGCUCGAUGAUGAGAGAUUUGACACCAUCCACUUCUUUGGGAAUGAGACAACCCCCGGAGGGAACGAUUAUGAAAUCUAUGACGAUCCCCGCACUGUAGGACACAGUGUCCAGUCCCCCCAGGACACGGUCCAGCGAUGCCGCGAAAUCUUCUUUCCAGAGAGAGCAAACGAGUGCUGACUGCCCGGUCCCUGCAGCCCUGCCCCAGUCCCACCCUCUCCCCCCACCAGGAAAAGCACUUUCAUUUGAGGAAUCUGCUCAGGGUAGACCAAAAAAAAAAACACUUGACAGAGCUGGUCAGGAUGUAACACGUGAAUGUGGGUGGGUGGCUGGAGGGGGCCUUGGCUGAGCAGCCCCUCAGCGCUCCCCGUGUGUGGCUGCACCAGACCCUCCUUGCCUCCAGAGAAACUUCUCUUGACAGUUCAGCUGUGGUGGGCGGUGAUGCAGAUCCUUUUGUGGUCAGAAAGCAUUUGAAAGGGCCAAAGAGUGAGUGUGUGUCCGUCCUGUACUCCCUCUCCUCUCCUUUUCCGCUCACUUUCUCGUAACACUUGUGCAUGAGGGAACACGUGGCUCACCUUUCUCUCCCCUUGCACCUUGGCCAGAGAGGCUGGGGCUGCUGAGGCUCGAGGCAUUCACCAGAACUGCUCCAAGGCAGGAGGCCGGGAAGGCUGUUUGCUCCAAGCCUGUGGUAGGAAGGAGUAGCUGAGAUCCCAGUUUGUUGCACUGUUGUGCUUUCUAAUGGAGAGGUCACUGUGUCUUUUCCCUCAGUGCCACAUUGUGCCAGUCCCUCUGUGCAGAUGACCUGGGAACCAUGGCUUUAACAUGGCUGGGCUGCUGAUCGGAGCUUUGCUCAGUGCAUAAAGAAACCAAUUCUUCUCUUUAGUUUACAAAAAACACCCAGGGCUUAUUUUCUAUAUUAUUCUCUGUUUUCAAGUCAGACCUUGCCUGGCAGAGCUGGAGGAUCAUGGCUCUUCAUGCUAUGGAAUAGUUUGGGGUUGAAGGAUUUCCAGUGGUCUUCCCACUCCUGUAUCCAUUGUGCAUCACAAAAUCACAGAAUUGUUAGAGUUGCAAGGAAAUCAUCUAGUCCAAACCUCCUGCCAAGGCAGGGUCACCUUGAGCAGGUGACAGGAAUGUGUCCAGGUGGGUUUUGAAUGUCUCCAGAAGGGGAGACUCCCCAGUCUCCCUGGGCAGCCUGUUCCAGUGCUCUGCCACCCUCAGUGUAAAGAACUUCUUCCUCGUGUUGAAGUGGAGCUUCAUGUUUUAGUUUAUGGCCAUUGCUCAUCGUCCUGUUGGUGAGCACCACCAAAGAGAAUCUGGCACCAUCCUCUUGGCAUCUGCCUUUGAGAUAUUUAUAUGCAUUAAUGAGAUCCUUUCUCAGUCUUCUCUUCUCUGGACUAAAUAGGUCCAGCUCCCACAGUCUCUCCUCAUAAGAGAGACGUGUCCUUCUAAAACCUUACCCAGGGCAUUCAUAACAGACCAAGUCCCCUUCCCUCUUCAGCGCUCAGCAUUCCAUCCUGCUGCCAGAGGCAUUUUCAGCGGGGGCCAGCACCGGCCACGCCUGGUUCAUAGAGCUACAAGAGGUACCUGCUCAGCAGUGCCCUCCAAGCCUGCUCUUCCCCCCAUCUCAUCCCACACACCCAGUUUACAAGCUCACCUUCAGGGAGACAGGCUGUCCAGUGCAAUUGUCAUAUGUCCUCUUCCUCUCCAUGGAUCUUCGUGGGUUGCAAACCCACAUCUCUCCUUCAACCUUUGACCUUCUCCCUCACAUUGUCCUUUUAUUCCUGGCAGUUGCGUUGUGGUGUGUGGCCACAAUGGUGACACUUGUCACAACUUGGUGCUCAAAAGGAGCUCAGGGAUCCCUUCCAGGGAGAUGUCCUGCGUGUAGCUCCCCAAGGUACACAGAUCUGGUGUUUGUGGACCUGGAGAGCGUUGGAGGUUUCUGCAAACCCUCCCCCAUUGUUUCCCAGGAGCCUUUCUUACCUCAUCCCUGCUGGUUAUGGCACUGCCCGGUCUCUUGGUCCUGUUUUCUCUCCCCUUUUUCUUCUGUUCCCAGUUUCCUCAUCGUGGCUCUCCAUUUUCCACUGGCAGCUGGACUGCAGAGAGGAGUUUCUCAGCUGGCUACCGCCACCUACCAAGGCACCACCAUCCUCCUCAGGCGAGAGACACUGGUGCUUUUGGAUCCAGGGCAGGACUCCCACAUUGCCAUGGGCAGAGUCCCCGGUGGCCCUUGGCACUGCUGCCUGGCCAUAGGAGCAGGGACACUGCAUGACCAGUGCUGGUGGGGUGCUGUCUCCUCCACCUGACUGCACCUCCUAACUAGCAUGCAUAGAUCUCUGAUGCAGCACAUUUGCACGAGCACAGCGGUCUGCCCAGCAUCCAGAAAUCCCCAGCAAAUCCACAAAUUCCUCUUUCUACCCAGGGAAGAUACCUGUGUGGGAGAAGAGGCCCUGUUGGAGAAGCUUGUAUGCAGGAUACCCUUUUCACAGGUCACACGUUUUGGCCCUCCACUGCAACCUUCAUGGAGGAAUUGUGUUUUGUGAUUCCUUCCUCUCUGUUUCACUGUGGAUCAGGUAAUGUGUGAGUCUUGGGGAGUUUAUUUUUCUUGUGGGUCUAUUCAUAGCCAGCAGGACCUCUAGUGAGCUUGGUUAUGGUGAAGAGCAGGGUCUGGCCCUGACAGUGUGGGGCACUCUGGUGGCCUCGGGGGCUGAGGUGACUUGCGCCUUGGAAGUGAAAGGCAUUUCAUGCCUGUCCCUGAGGUCCCCUUGCCAUGAUGCUCCUCUCAUGGUGGGUGCCCACAGCAUCAGUGGGGGUUUCUCCCCAUGGAUGUGAGCAAGCAGACAUGGCAGGUCCCACGCCUGGAGCUGUCUUGGUGUAUGGAUCCAUGUCAGUGUGAGAUGGGCAGCUCCUGUCUGGCUGAUGACAACUGUUAAAUGAGAAAUAUAUUUAAAUACAUAGAUAUGUAUAUUAUAAAAUUAAAGUCCUAUUAAAGCCACAACACGCA
This is a messenger RNA of Motacilla alba alba, 3683 nucleotides long. It is a transcript of the gene PMM1, whose product is annotated as phosphomannomutase 1. The record is from RefSeq and is a predicted model, not a curated record. Gene Ontology annotation, cellular component: cytosol. The coding region runs from base 92 to 862 and encodes 256 amino acids. Gene Ontology annotation, molecular function: phosphomannomutase activity. The transcript is spliced from 8 exons. NCBI's taxonomy places the organism in Eukaryota, Metazoa, Chordata, Aves, Passeriformes, Motacillidae. Gene Ontology annotation, biological process: mannose metabolic process; protein N-linked glycosylation; GDP-mannose biosynthetic process.